AUGUCUGAUGUGGACGAAGCAGCCCGACGACUGUCCAAAAGUGGCAGGAGCCUCUAUGCAGUGCUGGAGCUCAAGAAGGGUGCGUCACCUGAAGAUGUCAAAAAGGCGUACAGGUCACUGGCUUUGAAGUGUCAUCCAGACAAGAAUCCAGGGAACCCUCAAGCAGCAGAAAUAUUCAAGGAGAUCAACACAGCCCACGCCAUACUGAGUGACCCUAAGAAGCGGAAAAUCUAUGACCGGCAUGGCUCAUUGGGAAUAUAUCUAUAUGAUCACUAUGGCGAAGAAGGCGUCAGAUACUAUUUUACUCUGAAUAGUUGUUGGUUCAAGACACUUGUCAUCCUGUGUGUACUGCUCACUGGCUGCUGUUGCUGUUGUUGCUGCUGUUUUUGCUGUGGAACACUUAAACCACCUCCUGAGCAGGCUAAUAGGAGGAAAUACGAACAGAACGUCCAGAGAGAGCCUCCAAGGCCAGGUGCUGACCCAGUGAGGGUGCCUUCUGCUGCCCAGUCCACUGGACACAUUGAAGAGAGAAGCAAGUAG
Molecule: messenger RNA, 540 nt
Organism: Propithecus coquereli (Coquerel's sifaka)
Lineage: Eukaryota; Metazoa; Chordata; Mammalia; Primates; Indriidae
Gene: DNAJC5G
Product: DnaJ (Hsp40) homolog, subfamily C, member 5 gamma
Exons: 4
Coding region: 1-540 (179 amino acids)
Source: RefSeq, a predicted model, not a curated record